AUGCGUUUUAUGUCAUAUUUUCCUCUUUUCCUUAUCUGUGUUUCUCAAUACUAUUUACAAGGAGUAAAUGCAAGUAACAUUAAUGCUAAUGAAUUAAUUGAUUUUGGUGAAAGAUUAACUCAACAAAGUGAACAAUUGUUUAAAAAAACAGGACAACGUAAAAAAAGAGAUUAUUCUGGAACUUCUAGUGAUGAAUCCGGAAACAGCCGAUCAUUUGGGCCAAAUAAUGGCAAAUUUAAAGAAACACUUUAUAAACUUUAUGGAGUAGAAAAAUAA
This is a messenger RNA of Strongyloides ratti, 276 nucleotides long. RefSeq lists its product as hypothetical. NCBI's taxonomy places the organism in Eukaryota, Metazoa, Nematoda, Chromadorea, Rhabditida, Strongyloididae. The transcript has 4 exons. The record is from RefSeq and is a predicted model, not a curated record. Bases 1 to 276 code for a protein of 91 amino acids.